CCUGUUAGAUUUACUACAACAACACAUUUUAUGGAGGGGAAAAAACGACUGAUACAUUUACAACACGCUAUAACGACAAGGCCCUGAUUGGAUUCCUGGCAUUUUUAAUUACAAUCACAUCUCUGGCCCUAAUCUUUGUCCUUAUUAAAAUCUACAAGCUACAAAAGAAAUCAUCAAGUUACAGUGAGGACAUCAUCCCUCUAACCAACCCAGAUGAUGAGAAGCAACUGCUGAACAUUGAGCCUAUUCCAGUGGAGCAACUUCUUGACACAUACAAGAAGAAAAAUGCAGAUGAGGGACGGCUGUUUCUUGAUGAAUUUCAGAGUAUCCCACGUGUUUUUAGCAAAUUUCCCAUUAAAGAAGCCAGAAAACCCUGCAAUCAGGCUAAAAACCGUUAUAUUGAUAUUUUGCCUUAUGAUGACAAUCGAGUGGUCUUGUUUGAAACACAUGGAGAGCCUGGGUCAGACUAUAUCAACGCCAGCUACAUCAAUGGAUUUAAGGAACCAAGAAAAUACAUUGCUGCUCAAGGCCCUAAGGAGGAAACCAUGACUGAUUUUUGGAGAAUGAUUUGGGAACAGAAGUCAACAAUUAUUGUGAUGGUGACGCGUUGUGAGGAGGGCAAUCGGAAUAAAUGUGCUCAGUACUGGCCAUCAGGUGAUGGAGAAACUGAAGAGUAUGGGGACAUUGGGGUGAAACUCACAGACCAGAAAUUCUUUCCUGAUUACAUCACCCGGAAGCUCCACGUCACUCAUAAACGAGAGAAAACAGGACGAGACAUCACACACAUCCAGUUUACAGUUUGGCCAGAUCACGGUGUGCCUGAUGAUCCCAACCUACUGCUGAAAUUGCGUCGGAGGGUGAAUGCUUUAAGCAAUUUUUUCAGCGGCCCAAUAAUUGUUCAUUGCAGUGCUGGAGUUGGACGUACAGGAACCUAUAUAAGUAUUGAUGCCAUGUUGGAAGGUCUGGAAACAGAGGGCAGAGUGGAUGUUUAUGGUUAUGUGGUACAGUUGAGGCGUCAACGCUGUCUUAUGGUCCAAGUUGAGUUCCAGUAUAUAUUUAUACACAAAGCUUUGGUGGAAUACAAUCAGUUUGGGGAAACAGAAUUCAGUAUGGCUGAACUACCACUAGUCCUCAAUAACUUGAAGAAGAAUGAUCCUGCUUCUGAACCCUCUCAGCUAAUGUGUGAAUUUCAGAGAUUACCAUCAUAUAGAAACUGGAGACCGCAAAAGAUAGGAAACCAUCAAGAUAACAAAGAUAAGAAUCGCUUCUCCUCAGUUGUUCCUUAUGAAUUUAACAGUGUUCAGAUCAAGACUGAUGAAGAGCCAGAACAGGAAGUAACCGAGGAUUCUGAAAUGUCUUCGGAAGUUGACAGUGACAAUGAUGAGUCUCUAUACAUCAAUGCCUCAUAUAUAACCGGAUACUGGGGAACGCGAGAGAUAAUUGCUGCCCAAGCACCACUGAAAAAUACUCUGUCCGAGUUCUGGCAAAUGGUUUUCCAAAGGAAGACCAAGGUGAUUGUUAUGCUAUCAGCACCUAACCAGGAGAACAAUGAAAAUAGCUGUGCUCCUUACUGGAAAGAGAAGAGCAAGACUUAUGAUAAUCUUCAGGUGGAGCUAACCAGUGAAAAAUCACAUGGCAGCUAUACUGAACGUUGUUUUGAGAUCAGGCAUGCUAAGAGGAAAGAUAUAAGAAAAGUGUCUCAGUUCCAUUAUGAACAGUGGGGGGAAGCUAUUCCUGUAGAGACCAAGCAACUAUUGGAUGUGAUUGACAAGAUUAAGAAGAACAUUCCAACUAAGAGACAGGAGGAACAGACUAGGCAUGACAAAUCUGUGCCGCUUAUUGUUCAUUGC
This is a messenger RNA of Staurois parvus, 1850 nucleotides long. The record is from the annotation of a GenBank genome assembly. NCBI's taxonomy places the organism in Eukaryota, Metazoa, Chordata, Amphibia, Anura, Ranidae.